AACGGAGCUAUCUCCACUACAUGUUGCAAUUGUAUGUGCAGAGAACCAAAUGCUAUCGGAGCUCCUUGAAUUGAACUUGAGUAGGUCAGCCUUGAUCCUGUUAUUCUGUUUGUAAUAUCAAGCAUCAGAAUUGUCGGGAACAUGGGAGAGAGCAUCCUCCAUGGCUUUCCAGAAGCCGCUCCUUCGAGGCCGUCGGGCAAGUUGUUAUAUGCAGAUGUCGCAGUAACAGCCACAGCCAAAGAAUUCGCAGGCAUCUACCGCAACAAGCAAUAUCACGAACCAGACUUCUCUUCUGUCCUCGAUCGUGCCCAAGAUGCCGGUGUUGAUAAAAUAAUGCUCACCGGCAUGUCAUUUCCAGACAUCACCUCCAAUGCCGAUAUUGCUCGCGUAAACCCACUGCAGUGCAGCAUAACCAUCGGAGUGCAUCCUUAUCAUGCCUCCGAACCCUACGUCAAUGGAGGUGACGGAAGCGAGUACUUCUCUACUCUGGCAAAUGCGAUUAACGACUUGAAGUCUUCUGAUCCUAAGCUGGUGACCGCAUUUGGAGAAUUGGGCUUGGAUUACGAUCAUCUAGAUCAUGCGGACAAGGAGACCCAACUACGCUGUUUCAAAGACCAGCUUGACCUUUUCGUCGAGCAGGAAUGGGAUCUGCCGCUGUUUUUGCACUGUCGGGCUGCGUUUGAUGACUUUGUCGAAGUCAUGGGAGCAUACGCCUCAAGACUGCCUAGGUCAGGACUGGUUCACUCGUUUGUCGGCACACAAGCACAGAUGGAGAGGUUGGUGUCCAUAGGCUUUGGCAUAAGUGUUAAUGGUUUCAGCUUCAAGGAUCGCGAGUCAUUGGAGAUGGUAGCUGCGAUACCCAUGGAUAAAUUGCAACUCGAGACCGACGCGCCUUGGGGUAUUAUACAACCAAGCUCGGAAGUGGCGAAGAGAUACUUGACCAAUGCGCCAGCAUUGCCUGCGAGUAAGAAGAAGGAUAAAUUUCAGAUGGGCUCUACGGUCAAGGAGAGGAACGAAAGCUGUGCUAUGAGUCAUGUUGCAUUCAUUGUUGCUGGUUUGAAGGGCAUAAGUGUACAAGAAGUGGCAGAAGCAGCUACGGAGAACAGUGAGGCGAUGUUCUGGCGAGGCACAUUGCAGGUAUGACAUGUUAGUAGAAUGCUUAUAGAUUGGCUGGAAAGAGAUAAGGGUAGAUGUUCAGAGCUUGGUCUUGAUUGUGCAUCCAUCCUCCUUCUGGCAAACAGCUGUACGUCCGAGAUUUUUGGUUAGAGGUCCUGUAGGACCAGUCUGGUAAUGACAAAGGUCGUCAAUUCCAAGUGCACAACUCUGUCUCUUGUCGCUGGUAGGAUACUGCUCAUCUCCCCACAUGCCUGCCCAAUGAAGCCAAUCAACUUUCUCAGAGGCUUGCUCGGUAGCACCGAAACCGACUCCGCCAGCAGAAGUGACAGUGUUGCUAGCAGGGUCGUAGUAGUAGCCGCGGUAG
Messenger RNA from Aureobasidium subglaciale EXF-2481, 1480 nucleotides. RefSeq lists its product as uncharacterized. The record is from RefSeq and is a predicted model, not a curated record. Bases 142 to 1143 code for a protein of 333 amino acids. The transcript is spliced from 3 exons. Lineage: Eukaryota; Fungi; Ascomycota; Dothideomycetes; Dothideales; Saccotheciaceae. Gene Ontology annotation, cellular component: cytosol. Gene Ontology annotation, molecular function: 3'-5'-DNA exonuclease activity.